Molecule: messenger RNA, 2015 nt
Organism: Tachysurus fulvidraco (yellow catfish)
Lineage: Eukaryota; Metazoa; Chordata; Actinopteri; Siluriformes; Bagridae
Gene: klf2a
Product: Kruppel-like factor 2a
Exons: 3
Coding region: 215-1384 (389 amino acids)
Biological process (GO): regulation of transcription by RNA polymerase II
Molecular function (GO): RNA polymerase II cis-regulatory region sequence-specific DNA binding; DNA-binding transcription factor activity, RNA polymerase II-specific
Source: RefSeq, a predicted model, not a curated record
AUAGAGAGUCAUAAAGAGAGAGAAAGAGCGACAUAGCACGAGCUGGAUUUUUACUAACACACACACACACAUAUACACGUAUAUAUAUAUAUAUAUACGUACACACUGAGUGCUUGUGCACGGAUCACGGAUGCUCACUCUUGAAGCUCGAGCAGCCUUGAGAACGAAAUCCUUUCUUUAAUACCUUUUUUUUCUCUCCCUGAAUUGACUGGAGAUGGCCUUAAGCGGGACCAUUUUGCCAUCUAUUUCAACUUUCUCCGCACAGAGGGAAAAGUGCUGGGAAAACAGAUGGAAGGAUGAUUUGGACAGGUCCAUACUGUCCAGCUGCUCAGCUGAUCUGUCUCAGAGCAUGGACGCCUUUAUUAGAGGAGAUGACGAGGACCUUGACAAAUUCCUGGACCUGGAAUUUAUUCUGGCCAACACAGCAGGGUCCGAGAGCCUCUCGGCACAAGGCAUGAGUGUGGCAAACGAUUACAGGAUGCAGGAGUGCAGAAGCGUGUACACAUCAGCUCCUUCUUCUGUCUAUCCAGUGCCUGAGCUGAACACUUCUCCACCACCUUACGGUGUCAGCCUGAUGGCCGAGCUCUUGCGUCCAGAGGUGGAUACGUACUGCCCACCUCCUCCCCAUCCUCAUCCAUCUCCUUCCAACAGCAACAGCAUUGUCCAGGGAAGAUUCCUGGUCCGAUCAGCUUUCUCCACUCAGGAUGUCGCAGAUCAUAUCAAAGUGGAGCCAUGUGUGGAUGGUUACGGACCUGUAGUGGGCAUGGUGCCUAAAAUUAAGCGAGAGAGCGACAGUUCUUGCAUGAGGGCUUACGAACAGCCUCUGCUUGCUCAUUCGCCUCAGGGAUCUGGGAGCAUGACGCCGCCUUUAAGCCCAGCCGAGAUCAACGCUCUUAACACAGAUGCUCAGAGCCAGCUGUGCCACUCGGUGCCAUAUUCACAGAGCUACGCAUGCCACGGCCCCUCACACAUACAGCUCCCGUAUCAAAGUGCACCGCCUCGCUUUGACACCAUGGCAGUGCCCAGUGGAGGGCAGAGGGUUCUCCUUACACCGCCUUCAUCCCCAUUAGAGCUAGAUACCAAACCAAAGAGGGGGAGACGCACGUGGCCGAGGAAGAGAACGGCAACUCAUACCUGCACUUACGCUGGAUGUGGCAAAACUUACACAAAGAGCUCACACCUGAAGGCACACCAAAGGACACACACAGGUGAGAAGCCUUAUCACUGCAGUUGGGAGGGUUGCGGUUGGAAGUUCGCCCGUUCUGAUGAAUUGACUCGUCAUUUCCGGAAGCACACUGGCCACCGACCCUUCCAGUGUCACCUCUGCGAGCGUGCCUUCUCCAGGUCCGACCAUCUCGCACUGCACAUGAAGCGUCACAUGUAGAACCCGGAACUGAGCAUGGACUAAAGUGCAGUGCUAUCCUGGGACCAUUUAAGAUGUUUUUCUUUUAUUGCUUUAGACAGCAGAGAUUCUCAAUCCAAACCUCUUGAGAAACUCUAAUCUAUAGCCUGGACAUUGUGCUCAAUGUUAUGCAACCAUUUUUGUUUUAGGGUGUAGCUGGUACUACUUUUUUGUAUUUGUCAAAGAAAAUAUGAAAAGACACAGAACCACUUUUAAGAAUGAGUAGGCUGGACCUGCACAACUCUGACGCAACUGGAAUCAGUAGAAUCAUAAAACAUGAUGUGCCUCGCAUGUCACGAUCGUGCCUUUUUAUUAUUGUGUAGGAUAUACAUCUCAAGUGCCAUAAAAUGCUUCAGACAAUGUUUUUAUCUUUUAAAACUGCCAUACAAGCCAUGGGAAAACUGAAUGUUUUAGACAGUAUAUUUGUAUGUUAACCUUUUAAAUCAGGGUCUUUUUUAUUUUAAAUUGUAUUGCAAACUGUCCCCAUGUUCAAAAUAACAUGAAAUGGGCUAUAAUUUUGAACUGUAUUGGGACAAAGUCUUUUGACUUGUACAUAAUUUAUGUGAUGUAAAUAGUGUAUUUACUGUACAUAUUAAACUUAACUGAGAUUCUA